GUACUCAAUGCAGGAGAUGUUUGAGGUAGUAGCCAAUGUCCAGGAGUAUUGCGAGUUUGUGCCCUGGUGUAAGAAGUCCCUGGUGGUAUCCAGCCGCAAGGGUCACCUGAAGGCCCAGCUGGAGGUUGGCUUUCCUCCCGUCCUGGAGCGCUACACCUCUGCAGUUUCCAUGGUGAAACCUCACAUGGUCAAGGCCGUUUGCACUGAUGGCAAGCUCUUCAACCACUUAGAGAGUAUCUGGCGAUUCAGCCCUGGUAUUCCUGCCUAUCCCCGAACCUGCACUGUGGACUUUUCGAUUUCCUUUGAGUUCCGCUCUCUGCUGCACUCCCAGCUGGCCACCAUAUUUUUUGAUGAGGUUGUCAAACAGAACGUUGCUGCUUUCGAGCGCCGGGCAGCCACCAAGUUUGGCCCAGAGACAGCCAUCCCUCGCGAACUGAUGUUCCAUGAAGUGCACCAGACCUGAGGCAAAGGACUGCUCCCCAGCCUUCGCUCCCUCCCAACCCGACCCUUAUUUAUUUGCUCUGAGAGGGGUGCGCAACACUGUCCCUCCUAUUCCCCAGAAACUGGGCCCUGCACUGGCUGGAGAUGCUGAGGGAAAGCAGAGGUUGCGGAGACUAGACACGCCUGGGGAAGGGUCAGGCCUAGCCCACAAGUCCCGGAUGUCUGUAGCCUGUUCACUGUGUGCUUGUUUCUGGGCCCUGGCAGGACAUUUCAAUAUCUGACUGAGAAGAGAACAGCUUCUUGAACCCUUCAAUAAACUGAGCUUCUCCUCUGGCACAGAGAUACUGGGUACUGAA
Messenger RNA from Chinchilla lanigera (long-tailed chinchilla), 797 nucleotides. It is a transcript of the gene Coq10a, whose product is annotated as coenzyme Q10A. Lineage: Eukaryota; Metazoa; Chordata; Mammalia; Rodentia; Chinchillidae. Gene Ontology annotation, cellular component: mitochondrion. Gene Ontology annotation, biological process: cellular respiration; ubiquinone biosynthetic process. Gene Ontology annotation, molecular function: ubiquinone binding. The record is from RefSeq and is a predicted model, not a curated record.